Molecule: messenger RNA, 1888 nt
Organism: Chelmon rostratus (copperband butterflyfish)
Lineage: Eukaryota; Metazoa; Chordata; Actinopteri; Chaetodontiformes; Chaetodontidae
Gene: rtn4r
Product: reticulon 4 receptor
Exons: 2
Coding region: 76-1479 (467 amino acids)
Cellular component (GO): plasma membrane
Molecular function (GO): protein binding
Source: RefSeq, a predicted model, not a curated record
UAUCUGUCUGCGCACACGCUAGGAUUCACGCGACUUGGAUUUAUACAGCUUCUGGAUUUCAGCCCCAUCUAAAUCAUGAAGACCGUUAUUAUUGAUGGGGGGCGACUCCUGUUUCUGGUGAUGUGGCUGAACCUUGUGCCUCAAACUGACAGCUGCCCUGCCAAGUGUGUGUGCUAUAGUGAGCCCAGGCCCACCGUGGCCUGCCAACAACAAGGACUGUUUUCCAUCCCGACUGAGAUCCCCGUGCGGAGCCAGCGGAUAUUCCUGCAGAGCAACAAGCUAACGGUGGUGAGGUCCACCAGCUUCAGCUCUUGCCACAAUCUCACUGUUCUCUGGCUGUACUCCAACAACAUCAGCUACAUCGAGGCUGGAGCCUUCUACGGCUUGGAAAAACUGGAGGAGCUGGACAUCGGAGAUAACAGCAAACUCCGCACCAUCAGCCCUACAGCCUUCCGGGGCUUAACUAAGCUGCACACCCUCCACCUGCACAGGUGUGGCCUGUCAGAGCUCCCCAUCGGGGUUUUUCGAGGAAUGUUCUCCCUACAGUACCUUUACCUGCAGGACAAUAACAUUCUAACCCUGCAUGAUGACACUUUUCUGGACCUUGCCAACCUCACCUAUCUCUACCUGCACAAUAACAAAAUCAAGAUAGUCACAGACAACAUGUUCCGAGGCUUAAUCAAUCUGGAUCGGCUGCUGCUCCACCAGAACCAAGUUAUCUAUGUCCAACAAAGGGCUUUUAGUGACCUUGGCAAGCUGAAAUCCCUGUUCUUGUUCUUCAACAACCUUACUGUCUUGACCGGAGAGACCAUGGACCCUCUGGUGUCUCUCCAGUAUUUGCGUUUAAAUGGGAACCAGUGGAUCUGUGACUGCCGGGCGAGGACCUUGUGGGACUGGUUCAAACGCUUCAAAGGUUCCAGCUCUGAGUUGGAGUGCAAUAUUCCAGAGUUCCUGGCAGGAAAGGACCUGAAACGGCUGAAAAGUGAAGACUUGGAGGGGUGUGUGGAAACACCCCAAAUCCAGACCAAUCUCUUUAGUUCCAAGGCACAGUCUGGGAAAUUUCCCUCCACUGAAAAUCCUCUUGGAGACACCAUACCCAGGUGUUGCCUUGGAGAUAACGACAAGUCCUCCAUCCUGUCUGGCAAGAGCCGCCAAAUCACUAACAACCCCCUUAAGGAAAAGGAGAACAUGUCUAAAACUAAAUAUAAGGAGCCGGAACGAACGAAAAACGAGACCCAGAACAAGCAGAAUGAUGGACCGCUGGGAACCCUGUCCAACACCUUGGACAAGUCUUUGGAAAAUCUAAACCCUGAGCUUAUAGACAAUCUGGAAUCAUCUACAGCGUCAAACAAAAAGAAAAAGAAGUGCUCCAAAAAGCCCAAAUCGGACACCCAGUGCAUCAAAGGCCGGGGUUCUGCUUUGCAAGUGCUGCACUCUCUCUUCAUUCCCAUGAUCUGGAUAUCUCUAGCCAUGUCUUAGGACUCCUGAUCUCACUCUGAACACAGGACUCAAGAUUGUUGAUGCUCAUGACAAUGAUAACAGAAGAUGCAGUGACAUCUACAACAGACAGUGACUGAAAAGCGAGGAGUCACGUAGACCCGACAGGGGUCAGGACAAACAAUGACGAGGACGUUAGAGUACAUUUAACAAAAUGGAUGCCUUUACAGAACACUACAGAUCUAAUGUAUAUAAUGAAUUGGUGCCCAAAAUUGUUUGUUCUCUAUGUACUUAACUGUACUGUGUCUAAGCUACACUUUGGAGACUCCUCCCUGUUUUCCCUCUCAAAAGCUUUUACUGCUUAGACAGACCACUGGAAGAGUUAAAAAAAAAAAAAAAAGACAAAAACAACAACAACAACAGAAAAAAAAAAUCCAGGAAAUCAGAGACA